Molecule: messenger RNA, 1809 nt
Organism: Ceutorhynchus assimilis (cabbage seed weevil)
Lineage: Eukaryota; Metazoa; Arthropoda; Insecta; Coleoptera; Curculionidae
Source: the annotation of a GenBank genome assembly
AAUAAAUCGGUGUUAUAGCUUAGGCAACGUUAUACCUAUGCGUUGUGCACGCCAAAACUUUCUACACCAGUUAAAAUAAUAGAGGUUUACAAAUACUGAAUCAGAAUACUUGCUGCGUUAUCACCUAAUGAGAUAAAAAAAAAGAUAAAAACAAAAAAAUAUGACUGUCCGUGAAUAUAAUUAUUAGCAAUAAUUAUUAUAGUUAUGAAAAUCAUGACUUGUUAAAAUAUCAAUUAAAACUUUCAACAAAUUUGUUCCGCGAAAACUCCAUCACAAUAAUCAGGUUUCAAAGAUCGAAGUAUUGUUGCCUGAGAACCUGUAACGUGUAGCCCUGUGUGUGUGUAGUGUUUCGGUUACCUCGGUCUACCACAAACGAGCUAGUCACGCUUGAUAUAAAAACGUAAUUAUUAUCUACCUACCUUAUUAUUAUAUUAUUAUCUGCUAAACCAGGGCCAUCAAAAGUUAUUCGACAAAAAGUUAUAGGAUGAGAUUUUUCAGUGCAGUAUGUAACUCAGCUGCUAGGCUAGAUGGGAAAACCGCUGUCAUUACUGGUUGUAAUACAGGAAUAGGAAAAGUCACGGCCAAGGACUUUUUUGAACGAGGUGCUCGAGUAAUAAUGGCCUGUCGAAACAAAGUAAAGGCAACCGAAGCAGCAGAUGACAUAAAAGUAUCUUGCCAGUGUAAACAAAAUGUUGGAGAAUUGAUUGUAGAAGAGUUAGACUUAACCAGUCUUGAAUCCGUUAGGCGAUGUGCUAAAACCAUUUUGGAGAAGGAACCUAAAAUUAAUUUAUUGGUGAACAAUGCCGGUGUAAUGGUUUGUCCAGAAGGCAAAACUGAAGAUGGAUUUGAAAUACAAUUUGGAACUAAUCACUUGGGUCAUUUCCUAUUCACGAUGUUGCUAUUACCAAGAAUCAUUCAAAGCGCUCCUGCUCGAAUUGUUACGGUUUCUUCUGUAGCUCAUGAAAGAGGAACUAUGGAUUUUGAUGAUCUGAACUGGACCAAGAAAAGCUACCACCCCUUGAAGGCCUAUGGGCAAAGUAAACUGUCAAAUAUUUUAUUCUCUAAUGAACUGGCCAGACGAUUAAAGGAAGCCAACAUAAACGAUGUGACAGUCUACAGUUUACAUCCUGGAGUGAUUAAAACUGAACUAGGGCGACACGUGGGAUCAACUUACGGCUCGUUCCUGAAAUUUGUAUGGGGUUUUUUCAGUUGGGCCCUUAAAACUCCUAUACAAGGUGCGCAAACUACAAUUUACUGUUCGGUCGAUGAAAAAUGUGCGAACGAAUCGGGAUUAUAUUACGCAGAGUGUGCUGUUAAAAAACCUACUAAGGAAGCUACCAAUGUGGAUGACGCUAAGAGACUGUGGACAGACAGCUUGAAACUAGUGAACUUGCCUGAAAAUUAUGACCCUAUUACAAAAGCUUAAUGAAUAGAAAUAUCUGUUAUUAAUAAUAUUUUGUAUGAUUUCAUGCCUAUUUGUAAUUUUUGUCGUUUUAUUUCUGGUACCUACCUACCCACAUUGCCCAAUUAGUAGGUACCUAUUGUUAAAUGGAUGUUUUUUUUUAAAAUAUAAUUCCAUACCUACCUAUAUUAUUCGUUGUUAAUGAAAUAAAGAAAAAUGAAGUCAUGUCCAGAUGACUGACAGAAUUACAAACUUUCUGGCCGACUGAAUUUUAAUUUUUCACAGUUUUAGUGGUUCCGUGAAAAAAAAAAAAACAGUUUUUCGCAAUUCUCUCCGAAACUAUGCGUUUUUCCAAAAAAAAAUGAGGAAAAAAAUUAAAGAGGAGGAAAUAUCAUACAAAAAAAAAC